UAGACCUAAGUUCCAAUUAUGUGGGCCUUCAGCACACUUCGCCGCGGACAGUAUUCAAUCAGUUGCCUCCGAUUAUUCAGCAACAUGAGGGUGAAGGUGCCUGUGAACCAGGGCGUUGUGGUUGGACAACGGCAACAGCUGCCAAGUGGCCUGCAAUACGAGAGCUUUCUGGGCGUGCCGUAUGCACAGCCUCCAGUGGGAGAGCUUCGCUUUCGGAGCCCUGUGCCCCUGGCGCGUUUCAAGGAGCACGAGCUAGACUGCAGCAAAGAAGGCGACGUCUCGCACCAGCGUGAUCCGUUCACCCAAGAAGUGAUUGGCUCCGAGAACUGCCUCUUUCUCAAUGUGUAUGUGCCCAAGGGCAAGUCAGAGAAGCCGCUGCCCGUCAUGGUGUGGAUUCAUGGUGGUGGCUUCUGGUUUGGCAAUGGCAACAGUGACUAUCACUUUCCUGCGCAGCUAAUGCAAGAGGAGGUCAUUGUGGUUACCCUGAACUAUCGUCUGGGUGCUUUGGGCUUUCUCUGCUUACCCGAGGCGGGCAUACACGGCAAUGCAGGUCUGAAGGAUCAGCGACUGGCAUUGCAGUGGGUACAGGAUAACAUUGCCAACUUCAAUGGUGAUCCACAGAAUGUGACACUUUUCGGGGAGAGCGCUGGCGCUGCUGCAGUGCAUCUGCACACAUAUGCAUCGCAUGCCAACAAGCUGUUCCACAAAGCUAUCAUACAGAGCGGCACAGGUAACGCGGAGUGGGUAUUCCAGCAGGAUGCUCCGCACAAGGCACGCCGUCUAGGUGAACUGCUGCAAGGCAAGAAUAUUGAGCAGGCUAGCGGCCUGCUGGAAUUCCUGCAGUCCAACGCGGUGACUCCAUUGGGCAUGCUAGCGAAAACCUUGGAUGUGCUGACGGCUGAUGAGCGACGUCGCGGCUUGCCACUGGCCUUUAAGCCAGUUAUCGAAGAUCCAAGCAGUCAGGAUAGCUUCAUAAAUACGCAAUUUCUGGACCUGCUGCAUGAGAAGGAGCGUCUGCGUGGCAUGCCCUUGUUGAUGGGCUAUAACUCUGGCGAGGGCAUAGCCAUGGUUGCCAAUGCUCGGCGCAAGUUGGAGCUCUACAAUGAAGAUCUGGCGCGAGUGGUGCCGCGCAAUUUGGUGGAAAACCCCAAGGCGCCAGAGGCAUUCGAAGCGGCCGAGGACAUGCGUCAAUUCUACUUUAACGGGCAGACAGUCGCGCCCGAGCGGCUCGACAACCUGGCCGAUUUGUUCACUGAUUAUCAUUUCAACAUCGACAUGCAGCACGCUGCAGAGAUUCAUGCCAACUGCCAGCGCACUGCCCCAUUGUAUUUCUAUCGCUUCGACUAUGUGGGCGGCAGGAAUAUGUACAAGCGCAUUUUCCAGGCGGAGAAACUGCGUGGAGCAUCGCAUGCCGAUGAACUUUCCUAUAUAUUCCAAAUGGUGGAUGACGAUUCAACGCUGGAACCAGAGGAUGCCAAAAUGACUGAGCGCAUGUGUCAGCUAUGGGCUAACUUUGCUAAAAAUGGAAAGCCAUUGGACAGCUGGACGCCAGUGCAAAGGCAAGAGAGGGGUGCCAAUGGCGUGCUCGAGCCCUUCCAAUUGGACUAUAUGCUACUCGAUCGGGAGUGCAAAAUGCAGCGAAACCCAGAUGCAGAGCGUAUGGAUUUCUGGCGUAGCAUGUACAAGAGAUAUAGGUCCCAAUGCUAUGACGCGAUGAGAGCAAAAUUAUAACGGAUAUAUUUAAAA
Drosophila novamexicana is the source of this 1746-nucleotide messenger RNA. RefSeq names its product acetylcholinesterase (gene clt). The coding region runs from base 19 to 1731 and encodes 570 amino acids. The record is from RefSeq and is a predicted model, not a curated record. Lineage: Eukaryota; Metazoa; Arthropoda; Insecta; Diptera; Drosophilidae. The transcript has 4 exons.